Drosophila willistoni is the source of this 2466-nucleotide messenger RNA. RefSeq names its product basic salivary proline-rich protein 1-like. The transcript is spliced from 6 exons. Bases 185 to 1960 code for a protein of 591 amino acids. The record is from RefSeq and is a predicted model, not a curated record. NCBI's taxonomy places the organism in Eukaryota, Metazoa, Arthropoda, Insecta, Diptera, Drosophilidae.
AAAAAGAUGAAAAUUGCAAUGAUUUGCAUUUGAAAUGGUUAAAGUGCUGAGUCGUGUUAAAUCAAAGUAGAUAUCUUUAUCUAUACAAAAAUAUAUAGAGAGAUCCAAAAUUGUUUAUAAAUCGUGCGCGCGAUAUUCCUCGAAAUCACGCGUGCUAUAAUAUAAAUCGGCAUCGCAUCGAGCGAUGGCUUCACGUAAGCUGCAUAUGGAUAGGCAGCCCACAGCUGCACGCAUAACAGAUCCAUCUUUACCAGCUGGUAAGCGUCGUGAAAUCGAUAACGUCAUGAAGAAGGCACGAGCCAAUACCACCAAUGAUUAUUGGGACAAGAAACUUAUUGAAGCCGAGGAAAAGGAUCCAAAUCGUUGGCGUCACACUGGCUACAAGAAAAUGUAUAUACAAGGCGAAAGCAGUUCUGGCGAAUCGGAACGCGAUGGACGCGAUGCGGGAGCACCAAGUUAUGGCAGUGCCAGUCGUUAUCCACCACCGCCGGGAGGUGGAGGGGGAGGCGUUGGAGGACCAUCGCAGGGUUCAGUUUCAUCGGCGCGUUAUGGACGCUCACGCUCCCCCCACUCGCGUAGUCGCUCCCGUUUGCGUAAAUCGCCGCCAUUGUCACCGCCACCGCGUCGUCGUUCGCCACAAAUGCCCAUGCCGAUGCAUGGAGGACGUGGACCGCGUUCACCACGAUCACCCAACGAGAUGAUGCGUCGUCCGGGCAAUGGGCAUGGCCAUGGUGGCGUCCACGGUGGACGUCCACGUUCGCCGCCAGAGCCAAAUAGUCGUGGCGGUGCCCGUAAGCCAACAAAUCCGUCGCGUUCACCCUUGGGUCGUCGUCGAUCACCGCCGCCAUUGCCGCCGUCGGACAAGCGCGGUUUGCCACCGGGUGCACAUAUAUUACCGCGUUCUAAGCGUCCACCCUCGCCACCACCAAGGCAUUCUAUGCGUUCGCGUUCAAAUAGCUCGAUGAGCAGCAGUUCGGAUGAUUCCUGUUCUCUGUGCUCGCCCAGUCAUCAUCAUAGAUCUCGUUCCCGCGGUCCGCGUUCACCGCCGCCGAAACCGCGUGGCCAUUAUCGUUCUGGGGCACCGCCAUUGCCGCCCCCGGAAUCCCAUGGCCGUGUCCAUGGACGUCCAACAACUCCGCCAACAGUUGAUAAAUAUCGCGAGGCCAAAAUGCGCCAUUUGGGUCAUGAGAAUGAUGGUCAUAAUAUGAAAAUUGGCCGUUCGUCACGUCAUUCACCGCCGCCAGAGGAUCCGCGUCUUAAGCAUCGUCCCCCAGAGCCACCAGAGCCGGCCACGGGUGGUUCAGGUCCACCAUCAACAACAGCAGCAGCAGCUGCUGCCCAACAGGCCAAGAAAAAGAAAAAAGAAAAGGAGGUGCGACCGCGAAUCAAAAUUGAAGGUGAGAAACGCAAAAAGCCUACAAAUGCCGGCGGCAAUGGGGCCAAUUCCUCAUCAGAUUCAGAUGAUUCGGGUGGCUCGGAUAGCGAUAGUGAGGUGGCAACCAAUUCAUUGCCCACAUUUUCGGCAACAACGCGUCUAACACUGUCGGAACGUUUCGGCAAAAUGGCCCAAUGGAGUAAAAUGGCUGAUCGCAGUAAUAUGGAAAAUAUGCGCAUCACCAAAGAUUCCGCCGGCGGGGCAUUAAAAGUGAUGAUCGAGGAGGGUCUUGAAUCGCCGCCGCGUCGUUAUUCGUAUUCACCAGCACCGGCUGGUCAUUUCCCGGAAGAGUUGGCAACCACAGCGCCGUCGGGUAUGCUAUCGUGGGAUGAUGUACGCGUUCGUUAUGAAUACUACAAGAGUCGUGGUUAUCUAAGGGAUCUGGAUUUAAAGGACUAUAUCAAAUGGGAAGAAUGGUGGUAUAAAUAUCAAGAGUGGUUGAAACAAGAACGUUAUUAUGAGUACUGGGAUCUGCGAUCGCGACGGCGUCGCAAGAAGCUGCCAGUCACUCAACGUUUGAACUGAACACACCCAUACAAGAAGAGGGAGUGAAUAGCUAGCAAUUAUGUGGCAUCAUUCUAAUGGACAUAUUUUUUUCUUCCCACUUUCAUCUGUUCCCACUAAACAACUCAUUCCCAUACUUUUGUUUUUAAUUUUUUUAUCUUUCAUUUUGUGUUUUAACUUCAUUUAAUCAUCUUCACCUUUACCUCGCCUUAUCCCUAUUAUUAUUCACUUUUACUCCCUUUUUGGCCUUCAUUUUGUACAUUGAAAAUGUAUGAAUAAGGAAUUUUUUGCAUUUCAUUGUUUGCUUUUGUAUCUAACCAUUUUUUGAUAAACAAGAUCUAAAGUGUUUAUAUAUAUAUAUAUAUACAUAUAUAUCUAUUGUGUAAUCGGUGAGAAACGAAGAGAAGAGAAAAGUAAAAAUGGGGGGGUUUCAUUAAAGACAUUUUUGUAAACGCUUCAAUUAUCCUCCCCGCACAUUUACACUAAUAAAAAUGGAAAAUAAAAUACAAAAUUAGUAAAAAACUUGA